AGGCUCGCAGGGGGGAGAAGAUAGUGGGGGACCUCCAAACCCUACUUUAGAGGAAAGCGGAGACAAGUGCAGCAACAGGAGUUCUGUGCUGUCGGACAUGCUGCAGCAGCUGCCGCGGCGCGUCAGCAGAGCAGCAGCAGCAGCAGCAGCAGCAGCAACAGCAGCAACAGCAGCACACGACCGCCACGACAACAACGACGACAAACUCCUCAGAGUCGCCUACCUCUUCUCCCCGGGAACCGCCGGUUCUUCGGGGCUGUUGGCUUCGCUGGGAGAGUGGAGGUUUGACGUGCUGCAGUACGGGGGAGACAGCAGCAACCCUCUCUGCGAAUUAGGGUUUAUUCUUUUGUCUCCUUUUUGCUUCGACACUCCUGGAGACCAAACCCUAAUUCGUUUUCUCAAAACCAUCGACAAGUACUACCUCCCCGUCCCCUACCACAACGCCCUCCACGGCCUCAUGGUGGCACAGAAGAUAUACGCGCUUUUGAAUUUCUUUUCUUUGAUUCGAAGCAGACAGCCGAGAGACAUUGCCUUGAUCCUUGUGGCGGGUAAACAAAACAAAUAA
Messenger RNA from Eimeria tenella, 565 nucleotides. RefSeq names its product 3',5'-cyclic nucleotide phosphodiesterase, putative. Gene Ontology annotation, molecular function: 3',5'-cyclic-nucleotide phosphodiesterase activity. Lineage: Eukaryota; Apicomplexa; Conoidasida; Eucoccidiorida; Eimeriidae. The transcript is spliced from 5 exons. Gene Ontology annotation, biological process: signal transduction. The annotation marks the transcript as partial. The record is from RefSeq and is a predicted model, not a curated record.